This is a messenger RNA of Pelmatolapia mariae (spotted tilapia), 1885 nucleotides long. It is a transcript of the gene kcns3b, whose product is annotated as potassium voltage-gated channel, delayed-rectifier, subfamily S, member 3b. NCBI's taxonomy places the organism in Eukaryota, Metazoa, Chordata, Actinopteri, Cichliformes, Cichlidae. The transcript has 2 exons. Gene Ontology annotation, cellular component: membrane; voltage-gated potassium channel complex. Gene Ontology annotation, biological process: potassium ion transmembrane transport; protein homooligomerization. The coding region runs from base 92 to 1591 and encodes 499 amino acids. Gene Ontology annotation, molecular function: protein binding; voltage-gated potassium channel activity. The record is from RefSeq and is a predicted model, not a curated record.
GACCUGCUCUGUGCGGCAUUUCAGGAGAAGAUGAAAAGCAAAACGGCAGGAUAAAAGUUCUUUUUCAUGGAAAGAAACGCUCCAAGGGAUCAUGGGGUAUGGGCAAAUCCUCCACCGGCGAGGGGAUGAGGAGGACCAGGUCCACCUCAAUGUGGGAGGGGUACGGCAUGAACUGGAUCCUGAUAUGGUGCUCCGCUUUCCUCACACGCGUUUGGCUCGUCUGCUGUGCUGCCAGAGCGAGGCGGCAAUCCUGGAGCUGUGUGAUGACUACAGCCCGGCUGAGAAGGAGUACUACUUUGACAGGAAUCCUCGGGUUUUCCUCUGCGUGCUUAACUUUUACCACACGGGACAAAUCCACAUGAUGGAGGAGCUGUGCGUUUUUUCUUUCUGCCAAGAGAUUGAGUACUGGGGCAUCAAGGAGCUCCACCUCAGCCCCUGCUGCAGCAACUGGUACCACGAGAGGAAGGAGUACAUCGAGGACAGAGACUGGGACAUCAGGAGCGAAGACCAGCAGGAGCCGAGCUUCGACUCCUCGUUUGAGGAGCUCUCUGCUCUCGAUAAAGACCUCGCCAAGUUCAAAGGUGCCUGGUGUGCAGAAAUUCGCAGCUACGUGUGGCUCAGACUGGAGGAUCCGGGUCACUCGAGAGCCUCGAAGAUCAUUGCUGUGGCUUCCCUCAGCGUGGUGUUGACCUCCAUCGUUGCCAUGUGUGUUCACAGCAUGCCAGAGUUUCAGCGUGUGGAUGACAGUGACAGGCCCAUCGAGGACCCCGUGCUCACUAGACUGGAGGAGGUUUGCAUCGCCUGCUUCUCCGCAGAGUUCAUAAUCAGGUUAAUCGUCGCGCCCUCCCGACGGAAGUUUCUCGGAAACCCCUUGAACAUAAUCGACGCCGCUUCGAUUUUGCCAUUUUAUGCCACUUUAGCUCUGGAGACAGCCGACGAGGAGAGCGCCGAAGAGAACGAGGACAUAGAAAACGUGGGGAAAGUGGUGCAGGUUCUGCGCCUCAUGCGGGUUCUCAGAAUCCUCAAACUGGCUCGCCACUCCAUCGGACUGCGGGCGCUGGGGGCCACCGUCCGCCACAGCUACCAGGAGGUGGGCCUGCUCCUUCUCUUCCUCUCAGUGGGAAUCUCCAUCUUUUCUGCUCUCAUCUACUUCGCGGAGAAGGAAGAGGAGGACACAGAUUUGGGGACAAUACCUUCAGGUUGGUGGUGGGCCACAAUCACCAUGACCACAGUCGGCUACGGAGACACCUGCCCCGUGACGGUGGCGGGGAAGAUUGUGGCCACCGUGUGUAUCAUCUGUGGCCUGUUAGUGGUGGCUCUUCCCAUCACCAUCAUCUUUAACAAGUUUUCAAAGUACUAUCAAAGAAACAAAGCCAUGGAGGGACAGUGCAUCACCAAGCCUGAAAGACAAGACCCAGAACUCCCUCAUUACAACAUCAGGGAACUGUUAACGGGAAGCGUGUACCCCUUUAUAGGAAGCAUCGCCUUUAGGAACAGUGGGAGCAGCGGAGGGGACGAUACGGACGCCUCCAGUCUCCAGGACAUCGAGGUGUACGAUAAUGACGCUUGUGAAAAUGGAGCAGCCAAAUGAGAUUCCUGCCAUUUCACUGAGCAUCACUCCCUUUAUGACUGCGAGUCAGUCUCUGCCUCUCGGGGCAGAGUGCUCCAUCACUGACCCUGCCUUCCUGCACUGUCUUCCCCCUGCAAUUUGACAAAGAAAUAUUGUGGCCAUGAAGUUUUUUUUUUCCUCCUCUAUCGCUCUCUCUUUCUCUCUCUCUCUCCCGCUCUCUGUCUACAGGGGGAAUAGCUGUGGCUGAAAUUUACAUCGUCGCUAAAACCGGGAAAUCCAAAGGGAAUUAUCUGAACCUUGCUCAGAGGUUUGAAA